CUGCAAAUAACAGUUCAACCAAAGGACAGCAAUAUGGCAAAUAAGCCAAAAGUUCAUGUGUUUUUGGGUGCUCCAUGUCCGCAAAUUCUCGCGUUAGAGGUGCAGGAGAAAGGGCUCCCUCAAUGGAAGACAAUGGACCUCACUUGGAGUCAAGGCAGGUUGAUACCCAAGAGCAAUGUUAGAGAGGAAAAAGAAGUUAACCUGAGCAUAGAGGUAAGUGGUAGACUGCACUCUGCUGUUACCCCUGAGAGAGUACCUUUUUCAGAGACCAGCAAAGACCAAAAGGAAAUUUCUCAAGAUGACAGCACUCCAUCAGACUGCCAAUGCUCUAAAUCAAAUGGAGAAUCCAUUGAAGAAGAGGAAUUGUGUCCUUUAUCUGUGACAGAAUAUCUAGAUGGCUACUACUGCCCACAGACUUGUUUAGUUGUUGGACAGAGCAAAGAUGAAAGGCCUCAAUCCCCUUUGUCCAUGGAGACUGAGUAUCUGAGUACAUGGACAAAAUCCCAAAUCUUGCUUCUUCAAGGUAGAUUAAACUGUUCUCCAACAUUGGGCUUCCAUGGAGACUUUGGUUCUCCACAUACCCCUCGCAAACAAACUUCAUCAGCCUCCAUAAGUUCUCCAGAAUUGUACAGCCCUGUGACUAGCCCUGAAGAGAGGGGCUUGGGGGGAACUUUGCAUAGCUCAUUGGAAUGGCAUAAUGACAGUCAAAUCCAAAGACUACAAUCGAGAGGGGUGAUUCUGGAAAUCACAGCCGACGGCAUUCUUUGCUCUCAAGGCAAUGCUAUAGCUCACUCUGAAAAACCUGUAGACAAUGAGGAGAUUGGACUUAAUAUUGUCUCUUCAACUACAAUUGCACAGACUUCACCAAGUCCCAGUACUUCUAAAAGGAUCAAGUUAUCUCAGACUGUAGAUAAAACUAAAGAAGUAACAGAAGAGAGGACAAGAACUAAUGCAGUCCCACUAAGUGGUCCUACAACCCUGCUGGCUAAAUGUAAGACCCAAGGUGUACGAUACGCUAUCUUGGUUGCUGUGGUGCACCCAUGCCAAUUAAAAGAGAUCAAAGUGAAAACUGGAGCUUCGGCUGGUACUAGUGUACCUCUAGCAACUGUGAUUGUCACCGACCAAUCAGACAUGGAGAUGAAGUUGGUGCUAUGGCGGGCAGCAGCUUUCUGGGCCCUGACUGUAUAUCCAGGGGAUAUUUUGCUUAUUACAGAUGUGAGAGUACACAUUGAUAAGUGGAAGACUGAGAUUGUUCUGCAGUCAUCUUUCACUAGUAAGCUGUUGAAUCUGGGACAGGUCACGGGUGAACAUUGUCCACAAGCCCCACAGAAUUUGAACUGUCAAACUUUGAGAACACUGUGUACACAUUUGUGUGAGAAGCGCCCCCUGAUGGUGUCUCUUCCUCCUCGCAAGCCUCAGGAUUUGCACUCCAUCCCUUUUGUCCGCCUUGGAGCAUUACGCCCAGACACUUUGGUUAAUGCUCUUGUUAGAGUAAAACAUAGAAAUUUAAUUACAGCCUGGCGAGAUGAGGCACAGGGUACAUCCAGAACAGGGGGUGUUCUGAAAGCUGUUUUGAAUGUAGAACAAGGAGAUGGUCACCAAGGGGCUGUUGUUCUGUGGGGAGCUGCUCUCUCUUGGCUGCAGCGUUUAGAGAGAAACAAAGCUGCUGUGUGGGAGUUUAGGAUGCUGCUAGUGAGACAGGAUGUGACCUCAGGUCUGCUAGAGCUGCAUUCCACACCAUGGGGCAGCUGCCAGCCUCUCUUUCCUGAUGACAAUCGAUGUAAGGAGUUUUACAGCACCGCAUGCUCGGAGAGAACUGCUAACAGCUUUGAGAUUGAUCUGAACACAUUACUGUCCCAGAAAUACUCAGGUGAUGUAGAGGUGAGAGUUAAAAUCACUGCAUUCCAGUUCCAGAGCAGUCCAUCCCAGGAGGACUCGUUGUUCAUAGAUGGCAACACACCCUUGGAGAGGAUCCUGGAUAUAGUCUCUGGUGACAUCAUUUUCACUGGAUGUGGGAAAUGUUCUAUAGAGCUACAGACUGAUGAAAAUGGCAUCUACAGACCAUGUUACCCCUGCCUGCCACACACAGGAGUGCGGCACUAUUUUAGGCCAGUUGUUUUAACUGUAAGAGAUGGCGAUAAUCAGAUCAGUGUGGAAGUUCCUCCUGUUCUUGUGCAGAAGAUCCUUCUGAACACUCCCCCAGAAAAGUUGCAUAAGACUGUAGCCCCUGCAUCAGAGGUGCGGUUCAUCCAGGUAGUAGCUAACAGGAUCAGUUCCAUGUUGACCACCAUGGAGAACACAUUUCUCCUGACCGUCAGAAGCCAUUUCCAAGUCGGUUCGGAUGACCAAGUACACAGAAUGGCUGGAGCACUCAGGAUGGAUGAUACACAGUAUGCAAUGAAGUUUGACAGUGAGUUUAUAAUGGACCUCCCAUAUAUGCAAACACCGUUUGAGGUCAAAACUGAACCCUAUGUGCCAGAGACAGUUCAUGGACCUUACCUGCAGAUAAUUGAGGAACCAAAGCAGAGAGGAUUCCGAUUUCGUUAUGAAUGUGAGGGCCCAUCUCACGGAGGUUUGCCAGGGGCCUCCAGUGAGAGGAACAGAAGGACAUAUCCCACAGUCAAGGUGUCAAACUAUGUGGGCCAUGCACGUGUUGAAGUUCAGUUAGUGACACACACAGAACCCCCUCGUGUCCACGCACACAGCCUUGUGGGACGCCAGUGUAAUGACAGUGGGAUAUGUACUGUUGAUGUGGGGCCCAAUGACCUCACAGCACAAUUCAGCAAUUUAGGGAUUCUUCAUGUCACUAAAAAAGGAGUGGCUGAAGUACUAACAAAAAGGUUAAGAGAAGAGAAGGGGAGAAUGAAGGAGCCUGGGUAUAAGUUUACUGAGGCAGAGGAACAGGCUAUUGUUCAAGAGGCUAAGGAACUGGGCAAAGCCAUGGAUCUAAACAUCGUAAGAUUAAAGUUUACGGCUUAUCUUCAGGACAGCAAUGGGGGUUUUACCAGAUCCCUGAAGCCUGUUGUCUCCAACCCCAUCUAUGAUAGUAAAUCACCAAAUGCAUCCAAUCUGAAGAUUUCCCGCAUGGAUAAAACCUCUGGAUCAGUGCUGGGAGGAGAAGAGGUCUUUCUGCUAUGUGAUAAAGUUCAAAAAGAUGAUAUUUACAUACGUUUCUAUGAGGAGGAAGAGGAUGGAGGAUGGGAGGCUUUUGGAGACUUUUCCCCUACUGAUGUUCACAAACAGUAUGCAAUCGUGUUUAAGACACCACCGUACCGCUGCACGGAUAUCUCACGCCCUGUCACAGUGUUCCUGCAGCUCAGGAGGAAGAAGGGUGGUGACUGCAGUGAACCUAAGCAGUUCACAUAUAUUCCACACAAUCAAGACAAAGAAGAGGUUCAGAGGAAGAGGAUGAAGGCCCUUCCUCAGCCCUAUGAUCACUGGCGGGGAGGACCUCAAGGAGGACCAGGAGGCUUUGGAGGUCCUGGAGCUGGAGCUGGAGCUGGAGCUGGAACAGGAGGUGGUGGAGGUGGAAUGGGAGGAGGUUUUCAAUAUAACCAUCCAAUGGAUGGUUCAGGGUUUUAUGUUGGUGGAUGUGGCGGUGGAUUUGGGGGAGGUGCACAGAUGUCAGGCUCUAACCCACAGACUAAUGGAUCUAAUAAGCCAACAAACAAACAGAGCCAAACUGGCUCUCCAAUGCAACAGCAGCUGAUUCAGAUUGCCACAGCUCUGCAAAAUCAUGCUACAUUGACAGCAAAGUGCACUGCUCGUGCUUUGUUAGAAUACUGCAGCACUGGGGAUGUACGCCCCCUGGUGGUUCUGCAGCGACAUCUAUGUGGUGUGCAAGAUGAGAACGGUGACACGCCUCUACACCUGGCUAUUAUCCACCAGCAACCUGUUGUGGUGCAACAGCUUAUUCAAGCCAUGAUGAAAAUGCCACAGCAGAAGUUCAUAAACAAAUUCAACAAUCUCAGUCAGACUCCAUUGCAUCUGGCUGUAAUCACAAAGCAAACAAAGAUAGUUGAGAUGUUGAUGAAAGCAGGUGCAGACCCAAGCACGCUGGACCGAGACGGGCGGACAGCACUUCACCUGGCUGCUCAUACUGGUGAUGAGGCCUUACUACAAGUGGUCCUGGGCCUGCUGGGAGAGCAAUACACCCAUCUAGUAAAUUGUGCUGACUUCUCAGGUCAAUAUCCAGUCCAUCUUGCUGUGAGGAAAGAUGGGGAGCGCUGUCUUCAGUUGUUGGUUGAUGCUGGAGCAAGGAUUAACAUGCCUGAGCAGAAAAGUGGAUGCACAGCACUGCACCUUGCAGUGAGGGACAACCUUUUAAAAGUGGCCUGUAAUCUCAUUACUGAGCUGAAAGCUGACGUGAAUGCUUGUACCUACGGGGGCAACAGUCCUCUUCACAUUGCUGCCAGUCAGGGAUCUCCACCUCUCUGCUCCAUGCUGGUUGCUGCAGGUGCCGAUAAACGCUUGGAGAACGAUGAGCCUCUUUUCUUCAGCUCAUCUUCCUCGGAUGAAGAUGAUGAGUCUGAAAUUAAUAAUGUUGUAGACAAGCAGCCUCAAGAUUUCAUGGUUCAGCAAGUUCAGCGCCUGUUGAUAUCAUCUGAGAGAUGUGCAUUUAACCCACGCAAGAGACCUGCUGCUGGGCACACACCAUUUGACCUGGCCAAAUGCCAAAAGGUUAGAGAUUUAUUAGAUGGCAGAAAAGGUCCCAAACCCAGUUCACUUGCCCCCAAGAGGACCAAAAUAAGCACAGAGGAAGUGAGCCAGGGUUUGGACAGUGAGGUGCUCACGAAACUAUGUAGUAUACUCACUCAAGACCAUGUACCCUGGAGAGAGCUGGCAGAGAAACUGGGCAUGCUUACACUCACUCACCUGUACCAGGAGAGUCCCUCACCCUGCCAUAAGCUUCUCGAGAACUAUCAGCUGAGUGGUGGUCCUGUGGAUGGCCUGGUGGAGGCGUUGCAGUCUCUUGGUGUGAGUGAAGGAGUCAGACUUCUAAGAGACCGCCAACCCAGAGAGGACAAGCAGAGCACAGAUUCUACAGAGGACAGCGGCUUUGGGAGUCAGUCCAUCGGUGAGGAGAUAACAAAUCCUGCAAUUGCCAAUCACUAAUUAGCAGGACAAGUUCAUUGAGAAAACUUGGCACUUUAUCUGGCAGCCUCUGCUCGGACCGAUUUUUUUCAGGUGCAAACUGGUGGACUGUUCAUCUCGAUCAAGUGGAAAUACAGCUCUUUCAUCACAGAGAAGGAUUGAAAAUAAUUUUUCUGAGGUCAAAAGCCCUCCGUGGUAUUUCGUAACUGAGUAAGAAAACAUGACAAAGGAGAUCAGUUGCUUUGAGACACACAAGUCUCCAAGGUUUGGAGUGAAGCUGUAGUUUUAGUGCAGGCAUUUCAGCGCUUGUAUUUAAAGGGCAACUCACUAACAGUGACUUAACUGUAAUGCACUUGUCAUUUCCAGAGCACAACUGUAACCUUGUAAUAAUACAGUAUGUGCUAAAUGUACUAAUAAGGAUCUAAGUCCUUAUUAAGCUCUUUUUUUAUAUGCAAAAAUGUGUUUGCAAAUAUAAUUGUGAUGCAGUGCAAAUUGAUUGAGUUAAGUUCAUUUUCUGAUACUUCUAAAGACCAAUACUGUUUAUUUAUGUGGACUUUUGUUUGCAGUUACAUGCUUUUGCAGUGGAUGAGUAAAUAUGUUUGAUUUAAAUAAAGCU
This is a messenger RNA of Xyrauchen texanus (razorback sucker), 5710 nucleotides long. RefSeq lists its product as uncharacterized. The transcript has 31 exons. Gene Ontology annotation, cellular component: nucleus; site of double-strand break; cytoplasm. Gene Ontology annotation, molecular function: DNA-binding transcription factor activity; protein binding; DNA binding. The record is from RefSeq and is a predicted model, not a curated record. Gene Ontology annotation, biological process: regulation of double-strand break repair via homologous recombination; signal transduction; regulation of DNA-templated transcription. The coding region runs from base 34 to 5115 and encodes 1693 amino acids. Lineage: Eukaryota; Metazoa; Chordata; Actinopteri; Cypriniformes; Catostomidae.